This is a messenger RNA of Colletotrichum orchidophilum, 2454 nucleotides long. Its product is annotated as anaphase-promoting complex component Cut20/Apc4. Gene Ontology annotation, molecular function: protein binding. The coding region runs from base 1 to 2454 and encodes 817 amino acids. Lineage: Eukaryota; Fungi; Ascomycota; Sordariomycetes; Glomerellales; Glomerellaceae. The record is from RefSeq and is a predicted model, not a curated record. Gene Ontology annotation, biological process: protein K11-linked ubiquitination; positive regulation of mitotic metaphase/anaphase transition; anaphase-promoting complex-dependent catabolic process. The transcript has 6 exons. Gene Ontology annotation, cellular component: nuclear periphery; anaphase-promoting complex.
AUGGAUGAAACAAUGCAGCUAGGGCACUACAGCGAUACCAAGUUCGACCACCGUGUCGCCAAAGGAUUUCCCUGCAGCAAUCCAACGGUUGAUCUCUCGGUCAGUUGGGACGCACAAGGGAAGAAUCUUCUGAUCUACCGCCCUAGGGAACAAGUUGUGUCCAAAAUCCACCAGUUUGCGAAACCCGGCCAACAAGCUCCGGAGCCCCAAGCUGUCAGGUGGAAACCAGAUGGCCAAUUCCUUGCUGUGGGCUGGAGCGACGGUUAUGUGAGGUUGAUGGGCCUGGAGAACAACAAGGCUGCACAUCAUAUUCGCGUUUGUGGAGAUGAUACAGCGGCGCCAAACAUCACUCAUAUCGGCUGGUCACGUAACAUCGUAGGCAAAUCGCAACCAAAAACCCGGCAACCCGAUGUGCAACCAUGGCAAAAGCUCAUGUCAGACGAGCUGAAUCUCCCAGGCGGCCCGGCCCCAUUGGAUCUUCCCCGAGAACUCACCUUCUUGGAGGUGGACUCUGCUUUGCCGAAGAUCAGUCCUCUACCUAGUUCAAGUGCCGGAGCAGGCGAAGAUGGCUUGGUGUUCACGUUGAGAACAGGCAUAGACUUCCUGUUCCAGCCCUUCAACACAGAGGAUAGCGACCAAGUCUUCGUCAUGGUAGUAGGCACGAGCGAUGGUCGCCUCCAUCUCAGCAUCUAUGAUUCCUUCGUCAUCGGCGACUUCCGGUACACACUUCCCAGCUCCAUGUACAGACCAGGCGUGCUUCAGCUCAUCCAACAUGCCUCUCAUCCAGAGGUUUCCACCCACACUCUCCUCCUCAAAUCCUCAGCCGAUGAUGACCAGGCAGUAUACUUGGUUCCCAUGGAUCUGCCCUUCAUACCCUCAUCCCCAAUCAACAUCUCUCUCCUGGCGUCAAAGCUCACUACAUUGCAGAAGCUGCUACGUUAUGUGAAGCAGACGCAGCUCCACAUGCAAGUAGAGUAUAAGAACACGAGAGAACUGCCGUCCAAGUUCUUACGAAGUGUCGAGGGAGACCUAGAAAAGAUAUCACAUGGGCCGACAAACAUUGUUCAAGCUCUUUUCCACACAGUUGUCACUGGCCAUGCACAUGAGCCCCUCCGAGAAUGGCUGGUCGACAGUUUAGCCGAGCGCGGCCACAAGCGAUGGGACAAGGCCGUGACUGCUGGGCUGGAGAACUUGCGCGGGUUGAUCCAUGAAAACCUCCUUCCGUCGUUAGAAAGAUGCGCCAUCAUUCUCAGCCGCCUCCGUGGCCUCGCUCAGUUUUACGACUCACGCGACGACAUUGGUUUCUCCGUUGCUCAGAUCACCCGUGCAAUGGACAUUGUAUCUUGCCUUACGAUGGUUGGACACAAGAUCCUCCUGAACGUGAUGGAUGAACUCGACCUCUUUCAUGCCUUUUCUACAUGGAUGCGAUUCCAAAUUGACCGCUUUGCAGCCCCGAACUCGGCGACCGAAGAAUUAACAGAGAAGGAGGCUACCAUGGAGAAUAGCAAGGUUCUUGUCUACGUGCAGCGCUACCUUGUCGAGAGCCCGAUGGCCAUAUUCCUCGACGAAGUGGCUAAAGACGAUUACUCGGCGAAUUGGGAACGAGCUGAAAGCGGAACAUCGAUGCUCGAAGAGCUAGACACACAGCUUAAGCGCCAAGAGGAGGGACAGGCGUAUCUGAAGGCCUUCCCAAAUGUAGGCUUCCUCGUCGACUAUCUUACUAGCCGCGCAAAUGGCGUAUUCAAGGACAUUGCCGAAGCACAGAAGAGGAGCGUUCGAUUUGGUCAGCCGACAAAGAUUGGACUGGGUCAGAGAAUUUCAAAAAUCGACUCCACCAUGUGCUCGGAAAGGCGAGACGUAGGUGUUGAAACAUCAAAGUUGCUGGUGACUUUGGUUGACAUUCUGUUGCAGGACGACGUCGAUGGUCUGAGUUUUACGGCUGUGACCGCAGAAGGACGGGAUCAAGAGUUUUUCAUCUUUCGUACAUCCAUCCGCAUCAUCAACGGUAUCAGCAGUAGCGUCGCCACAACAGUUGCUGCCCUUUCUAUAGACGACGGCAAGAUCACCGAGGUGAAGUUCAUGAACAGCACCACACUGGUUCUGCUCCUGAGCAGACAAGGAAAACCCGCCAAUAUCGUGAUAGUCCCCAUCCAGUCUCCCGACAUCAAGUACGUCACCUACCAAGAGGGCACCCUGCCACCUUGUACGCCCAUAUCCGAGCAAAUCCACACAGGACUCGUCACAACCACACUCCCCGAAGACCCGUCCUUCACGCCGAUACGGAUGGACGUCCAGAAUGCCACCGACACCCGCGGCGAAGUCCCGGCACGCGUGUGCCUCCUCGGCGCCAACCGUUCGGUCUACAAGGUCUUCAGCCUCAAAUCCGGCCCCGGUGACGGCAACGACGUUUCGCGAAAGACGGCGGCGAAGGCGGCAGCCGCACGAGGCGACUAG